Molecule: messenger RNA, 2782 nt
Organism: Bubalus bubalis (water buffalo)
Lineage: Eukaryota; Metazoa; Chordata; Mammalia; Artiodactyla; Bovidae
Gene: MIPOL1
Product: mirror-image polydactyly 1
Exons: 13
Coding region: 456-1853 (465 amino acids)
Source: RefSeq, a predicted model, not a curated record
GCCGCCUGCCCCUGCCCGGCGUCUGCCCCGCCCCUGAUCGCCGUGGAUCCUCGCGCGCCGCGCGCGUCUGGCCCCCUCCUCCGUUGUGCCCCGCGGGGACAUUCACGAGCGCGCGCACCUCCUCGCGCAGAGGAACCCGGAGUUGGGAGGCUCCGAGCGAGCUGCGAUUGGCUGACGUGGAGGCUGCGCGUCUGGCCUGAGAAACUCUGGACGAGAGCGCAGAGUCUGCUCCCGGGGCUGUGCAGGGCGCAUCACAGUUAAUCCAAAAGUAAAUGAGGAACUUAGAAAAAGAUUGCCAACUCCAGAUCAACAUAUUUAGAGAAAAUUGGAAUAGGAGAAGCUAGCUACAGCUUUAUUUGAGGACUUUUUAAAGAACGCAGAGUUCUAGCUGUGAGCCUCAAAUCUUGGCGCAAAAACCAGAGACAUUGCCAGAGCAAACAAGAACAGAAGUGCAAAUGGAGGACUGGUCAAAAGACAUAACCCAUAGUUACCUUGAACAAGAGACUACAGGCAGAAAUAAAAAUACCCAGCCGGAUGAGCAACUGCCUGUGAAUUCUAAGGAAAGCAUGCAUCAGAAAUCCAAUGAAUUAGUUAAUGAAGCUACAUAUGAGAGCACAGAACUGCCAGAGCAGAGAUCAAGGAAUUUUCAAGUCGUCAGCCGUCAUCCAGGUGACGAGACAGCUUACUGCACUGCAGGAAAAUCCAAUUUUCUUCAUUACAGCAUCAUGGACCACAGAAGUAAUGAUUUGCAUUGCGAAUGUACAAAUCCUUGUCAGGUUACUUCAGAUUUAAGUAAAGAGGAGACAAUAGCAUUGCUUCUAAAAGAACUGAACAUUCUCAAAGCAAGCAAUAAAAAGCUUCAAGAAAAACUGAGUAAAGAAGAUAAAGAACACAGAAAACUGAAGCUUAAACUGGAACUCCAAGAAAAAGCAACAGAAGCUCAAAUUGCUGGAAAGACAGCAGCUCUGGUUGAAGAGGUGUAUCUUGCACAGAAAGAACGUGAUGAAGCUAUUAUGUCUCGACUGCAGUUAGCCAAUGAGGAGAGAGAUGAAGCAAUUGCACGAGCCAAGCAUAUGGAAAUGUCUCUAAAAUUGCUAGAAAAUAUUAACCCUGAAGAAAAUGACAUGACAUUACAGGAAUUACUGAACAGAAUAAACAAUGCAGACACAGGGGUAGCUAUUCAGAAGAAUGGAGCUAUAAUUGUGGAUAGAAUCUACAAGACCAAGGAAUGUAAAAAGAGAAUAACUGCAGAAGAAAUGAACGCAGUGAUUGAAGAACGAGAUGCUGCUUUGUCUCAGUGCAAACGGCUGGAGCAGGAGCUUCAUCAUCUGAAAGAGCAGAAGCAGACUUCAGCAAACAACAUGAGACAUCUGACUGCUGAAAACAAUCAAGAACGUGCAUUGAAGGCAAAGUUGUUAGCUAUGCAACAAGCCAGAGAAACCUCAGUUCAGCAGUACAAAAAACUGGAAGAAGAAAUCCAGACACUUCGAGUUUACUACAGUUUACACAAAUCUUUAUCCCAAGAAGAAAAUCUGAAGGAUCAGUUUAAUCUUACACUUAGUACCUAUGAAGAAGCUUUAAAAAAUAGAGAGAACAUUGUUUCCAUCACUCAACAACAAAAUGAGGAACUGGCUACCCAACUGCAGCAAGCUCUGACAGAUCGAGCAAACAUGGAAUUAGAGCUUCAGCAUGCUGUAGAGGCCUCCCGAACAGCCAAUGAUAAAGUUCAGAAUCUGAGUUUAAGAGUUCUCUUCGUGUGUGGGCCCUGGACUUUGUCCCCUGCUCCAUUAGGAGGCCAUGGAAAACCAGAGCUCAACCUCACCUUGAUCAUAAGUCAAAUGCUCUCAAGGUAAAAACCUUGCCCUUCAUGCUUCACAUACCAUUAAGGGUUCCCAGUUGUACUUAGAUUUACUCUCUGUAUUCCUUACCUACUUGCCAAUGUAAUGAUGCAUUUAAGAAGAUGUUUCUCAUUUUCUGUACAACAUUUUUAGUUGUUCACUAUGAGAGGUUCCGGGUCCUUCGUAGGAAACAGUAGCCAGGGCUGAAUGUUAUUAAAUUUACACAAAUACACACACACACACAGGUAUAAUUAUACUGCUAAUAAAAUGUUCUGAAUUUAGUAUCACUUGUAUACAUGAUUAAAAUGAGUAGGUUAUAAAUUUACCUUCCAAGAUCCAUAAUUGCAGCUCUUUGUCCCCACCAGUAACUACAAGCAGUUUUUCAUUAAAGAAAAGAAAAUGAUUGAAUAAUCCAAAUUAGCCUGGGCAAGAAAACUAACAGCUGCCUAAAAGGAAACGUUUGAGUUAUGAGCCAUGUGCCACUUUGGUUUAUCUGCAGCCAAAAGGUUCAGAAUCCUUAUUCAAUUAACCAUGUUGCUUGGGAGGGCUUGGUUGCCCUGAAUAAGAGCUGCCUGGUGAUGAGUAAGAGGUAUCCGUGACACACAAGUUCAGACCUUGCAACUCUGUUUUUGUUGUUUGAACUUUCUUCUCUGUUGUAGCUAGGGAUCCGGUAUGGAAUUUAAACACUUGUGUGGUAACCCCAUUCCUUCAGCCAUUGUGUUGUUAAGCUCUAGCUAACGAACUUUUAACACUUGUUCCAUGUAAGGUAAGACUUAGAAAACAGCAGCAGUCAACAUUUCUGGCAUUAUAAAUAAAACCAUAGGCUAUGUGUUUAGGAAAGUAAGAUGCUGUUGCCUGUCUAUUCCAACUGAACCCCACCCAAAAGUAGCCUUUAUGAUAUAUAUGAAAAAAUAAAAAUAAACCAAGGUAGCACCUAAGAAAGC